Molecule: messenger RNA, 10658 nt
Organism: Bemisia tabaci
Lineage: Eukaryota; Metazoa; Arthropoda; Insecta; Hemiptera; Aleyrodidae
Source: RefSeq, a predicted model, not a curated record
UUAUCGCUUUUAAAAAAUUACAAGUUCUGUGUUGAAUUUUUCGUAAAGAGUUUGGAAUAUUCUCACAGCCAAUUUUUUUGUAUGCCGGAAGCUGCAUUUAAGUUGUCCUCGAGUGCUUCGUAGAUUAAAAGAAACGAGGACAAUUGACACUACGCUUCGGAUUGAAAAUUGCAUAUUUUUCGACUUGAAAAAGUGUCUGCUCUUGGAAAGAAACUAGGAACAAUUCUAUAAACGUGAUUUUUGUUCAAUCAAUUUCGAAUCUCCAUUAAGUUGUUGCGAUUGGGAUAAAAUAAUUGCCGUAAAUAAUAUGUGUUCAGUGAUAAUCUAAACUUAAUUCUUGUAAACUGUAAGAACGCGGUUGGGAAUUGUGUGUAAUUUUCUCAUAAGUGCGUCUCAUUUGAUCCGGAAGAAUUAAGCUUCCGUUCGUAUAUACAUUGAAGUGACACAUAUUCAAUUUCAGGUACUAUUUGUUCAAUUGUAUUCAAUAUUUUUGUGCGCUGGCUUACCUUUCAAGGAUUUUACCUCAAGACUGGCGACAGAUUCAAGCCAGGCCAUUAUGAAAUGGGUGUAAAGGAGCCGCUAGGACAGGUCACUCUUGUUUAAUGAAAUUAAAUCCGCCAAAACAGACACUAGCGCUAGAUCAUGUCUCCACUGACGAGGAAUAUUGGUCAUGAUGGACCAACGCUCUAUCAAAAUUACGAGAACGUAGGGGAUGAAACAACAGACACAGACAAAAAUAUAACUAUGACCAGUGAAGACUUACUACAACCUGGACAUGUUGUCAAAGAACGGUGGAAAGUGGUCCGAAAAAUUGGCGGAGGGGGUUUUGGAGAAAUCUACGAAGGUCAAGAUUUGGUAUCCAAGGAGCAGGUAGCACUGAAAGUGGAAUCUGCUCGUCAACCAAAGCAGGUUCUCAAAAUGGAAGUUGCUGUCCUCAAAAAAUUGCAAGGCAAAGAACAUGUUUGUCGAUUCAUAGGCUGUGGUAGAAACGAUCGGUUUAAUUAUGUUGUGAUGCAGUUGCAAGGGAAGAACUUAGCAGAACUUAGGCGUGCUCAACCGAAGGGUGCUUUCUCUUUGUCUACAACUUUGAGGCUGGGCGUUCAAAUUUUGAGAGCCAUCCAGAGUAUUCAUCAAGUCGGUUUCCUGCACAGAGAUAUCAAACCUUCCAAUUUUUCAAUCGGUUUAAGAGGCUCAAAUGCAAGAAAAGUCUAUAUGCUAGAUUUUGGCCUUGCCAGACAAUAUACAGUUGCAUCUGGAGAAGUUAGACCGCCUCGUGCUGCAGCUGGUUUUCGAGGGACUGUUCGUUAUGCUUCUAUCAAUGCUCAUAAGAACAAGGAAAUGGGACGGCAUGAUGAUCUUUGGUCGUUAUUCUAUAUGUUGGUCGAAUUUGUAAACGGUCAGUUACCAUGGAGAAAAAUCAAAGACAAGGAACAAGUAGGCUUAAUGAAAGAAAAAUACGAUCAUAGACUCCUUCUGAAACAUUUACCAUCUGACUUGCGGCAAUUUUUAGAACACAUUCAGAGUCUAGGAUAUGCUGACGAGCCAGACUACAACAUGUUAGCAGGGCUGUUUGAAAGAUGCAUGAAAAGGCGAGGAGUCAAGGAAAGUGAUCAAUAUGAUUGGGAGAGAACGAUGCCAAUAACCGUACAUAACCUUGAUGAAACUCAAAACCCGACAGCACAAGUCAUCAACAACACCUCUCCCGCCAUUAUAACUAGGCCGCUAACCACUUCUGUCGGACCAGGACAGAAUAACCAACUGAUAACCACGACACUGGAUAACGACCAAGAAAAUAUCGAGCCUGAUAAUAAGAAGGAGCUUGAAGCGCAAUUAGAUUUAGAAAACAAACGGAAAUACAAGCAAAUGCAUCGUAAUCCAAUUGACUUACAAUCAGAGGAAGGCUACAAGCAAAUCAUGGACAGGCUAUGGCCGGCUGAACAACAGGACGGCGCCCCAAUCAAUCAGACUGGUUCUCCCAAAAAGUCCUCACAGAGACGCGCAGUGUCAAUGCCUGGUCUUGAACCAAACCAAGGUUCAACUCCUCCAUCUUCGCAGCAACAACCAAAUGCGGAUAACGCGGACGUAGAUGGCGAUGCAGUCAUGAUCUCAGCUCGCAGCCAGUCAGAUGCGAUCCAUCGCAGUAAGACACAGUCUCAUAAUCAGAAUGUUAAGAAGUCUGACACAACAAUCGGAAGAAUACGUGUAGUAACAGCCCCUCCAUCUCUGCUUCAGGACCGCUCGAAACAGAGACUUUCGGUCGAUAGCCCGGCUGGUGAUACUGAGUCGAUCAACAAUCUGAUCCCCAAAAAUGAGUCGGUAACAGAAUUAGAUGCUUCUGUGUACUCCUGUGAUAACAAAGCGGGCACUGUGAGUAACUACCCUACAGAAAGCACGCGGCCUACAUCCGCUGCCAACAACAAGGAGUUGCGCGUUGUCAGACGGCAACCUGUGAAUAGACCGCUCUCCGGCCGGUCGUUUGUAAAUAGAGAUGCAUCCUUUACUCAAUUUGCUGUGAUAGAUGAUGAUAAUGUUUCUGCCAUGCAACAAGUCACUAGAGGAGGUGGCGGUCUAACCUUAGCCUCUCAGUGGAAAUCCCAAUUCGAUGACUCAGAAGAAACUGAUAAUGAGUGGAAAGGAGAGAACCUUCAAAGUCCCGAACAUAUGAAAUACAACAUUUCUCAAGUUGCACUGUUAACAGAGUCCACCAAUCCAAUAGCUGCAGAACCCAAGCAGUCUAGUCAAAGUAAUCCAAUUCUACUAGCCGGCGCUCUGCCUACCAUAGAACUUUCAAAAAUUAGUGAAGACUCCACAAAGAACACAGAUAAAAAAUCUCAGCAAACUCGAGAAAAUGGCAAUAUCAAAACUAGUUUAAAAAGUGAUAAUAGUCGGAGAAGUAAAGAAAGAAGCAAGUCACCUGCCUCAAGGUGCCUAAACAUAGCGGGGAUUGAAAAAUUUAGCGAACUUCAGCCUUCUUUACCCAGAGCUUGGAGUUUACCAACUGUAAAUACAAAAAUAAGAUCGGGUUUAGAGCCACCAUUACUUCAGCAAGCAGCAUUUGAUGAUAUAGUAUACGAGCUUGAUGUCAUGCGGAAUGUUGCUGUACGUAGAUCUCAAAAUGAUGAACAUGACAUUGAUAGGCGGCCAAGUUUACCGGUAGUUUUGUCUAAUUUCCAAAUGGAUGUGUCAAAGCUUGAUAAGCCGUCUGAAGAAGAUGUUAAAUUUCACAAAACAUGCAAUGGAACUUUAGGAAACCACAAAGUUUCUGGUGGAGACAAGGAUGACGAACACUACUGGGAAUCAUUAUUGACAGCAAAAACAAACACCGAUGAUGAUCAGCAAGAAGGUGAUAACGAAAUGAUUCCAAUAGCAGGAAAACUGAAAAUUUGUGUUGCUAACAGAAAUCGAUUCAACUCUGAUCUCUCAGGAAACCUAAAUAACAAUGCUGCAGCUUGUAAGAAAUUAGAAGUCAAUAAAGUAUCCAACGGAGACUCAGUAAGUCCUGGCAAAGAUGAAUCAUCGGUGUAUUUUGAUGCAAACGAAGACACCACGAAACAAAUAACUCUGUCUCCUGUCCUAGAAAAUGACUCCAACUCUCAAAAUGCAGAAAUGAGGAAAAAAAUUUUGAACGCUAAGGGUAGUAAAAUCCCAGUACCAGUUGGAGGGAGUAAAAGUCCCAGAAACAGUGGCAUGUGCCAUUGCACAGAUAGCCCCAUCGAUGACGCCAGGUACUCUGGAGAUAAUCUUGUGAAUGCGGCUGCUGACAUGUUAUCUAAUAUCCUAUUAACUAAGCACACUUGGUCGGAUACUGGAGGUGACAUGCAGUUGACACCAGCUUUACGCCGCCGGCGACAGACGCAAGAUAAAUAUGUCACUGAUGCCUCUCAGUUGCCUCUCAGAUUUACACGCCCCCAAGAAAGACGCAAUAUUAGGUCUAGACCAAACCCAACAAGUAACACUAUAAGUGGAGCAAGUAGAGGAACAUCUGUGAUCCGAGGUAUCCCAUCUCAUCUUCUCUCAUCGCCUGGCGGUGAAGAAAGCAGUGAACAAGAAAGUGAUUCAUCUGGUGGCUAUCAGCACCCAUUUCCGCCUCCAAUAUCUGAACUUAAACAGACUGAAAAUGAUCCAAGGUGCCGUAGGUUUCAACCUGUAGCGGUCUCUGAAACUCCUCUUCAUGAAUCCUGAGUAUUGCCUUCAAGAUCCUACGUUUCUGCUAAAAUAAUAAUGUCGCUGACAUGGAAUGCCUUUAAGGUAGUUGAACACUCGUUUUUUGUGGAAGUCUUCUCUCAAAUUUUGUGAAUACUUGAGAACUUAUCAGUUUUUAUCGGAGUCAAAUGCUUGUGCCUGUCCGUUUUGUGUGUUUAUCAUCCAUGCUAGUCAAAAUAUAUUUAAAGUCUAUACAUAGUUUAUAAAUUAAUUUAUUCAUUUUUAAUCAUGCAACAAAGUCUCCCUUAUCGAACAGGAUACUGGCCCUUUGUUAACAACCGCUCACAAAACAAGCAUGUCUUUUUUUUGUCUUUUUUUUUUACAAUUUUGCUCUAAAAGAUCACCUCUGAGCGGCUGAAGUAGCUUUCCAUUUAUUUAUCAAAGUUAAUUUCUCUGGAUUUUCCGCAAAUUUAUUUUCAGUCAUUAAUAUGAUUGGGAUGAAAUCGACAUUAUCCUUGGUUUAAGAAAAUCAUAAGUAAGCCGAACCUACUUAGAGCAUUAUUUUGUUAGUUUUUAGAACCAUUAACAGUCACAUAAUUACAAAUUCAGUUCAGUAAUUUUAUUUUCUCAAAGAAAUAUCAUCCUUGUCAGAAAUUAAUGUCUUUUUACUGUAGACUCCAGUUUUGUCUCUCGCCUCCUCUAAUUUUUUAAUGUUUUUCUCUAUUUUAUUCCUCUUCUUUUUCUCAUUUGAAGCUACUUAUUACUUUAAUUUUAAUGAGAGGAAGCUCAAAAUAAUAUGUAAAACUGGAGCCAAGAGAAUGCAAAAAUUACUUUGAUAUCUGAGACUAUGUUGUAGCUUGCAUUGCUUAAUUUGAUUGAGGAUUGAAAUUGUAUAGUAACUAGUAAAUAUAGUUGCUUUUUUUUCUGGCCGUCAGGUUUUGUAAAUAAUAUUGCCUAUAUUUAUAAAUUUUGUUAAUCAAAUAAUGAUUAAUUUGUAAGUAUUAUGAUAGUUUUAAAUGUUGAAACUGAGAUGUGUUGUUAGAAACAAUUGAAAGAGAUCUCUGAAGUGAGUGUGAAACAAGGAAAAAUCAAAUUUAUGUCCAGAUUUCUAGGCUCAGUUGUUAAUUUUGUCACGUGAUAAUCCAGGUAUUUAAUACUGUCAAUGAAAUUCUAUUGAAUUGUAUCAUGGCUAUCCCACAGAACUUAUUUGAAAUUAUUCUAAGUGCGGAAUGUAAACGAGGUCUCGAUUUGUUUUUAAAUUUGCUCAUCUAAGAUAUCGGUGCGAAAUGACCUGAUUUAACUUCAUGAAGUUAAAUAAAAUACUCACUGUUGUAACCUAUAAAUAGCUUGCGAUUAUUAAUUCUGAUUCGAUUUCUCUCCAUAAAAUGUUUCUUAACUUUUGUUAAUGCACUCCAAGAAUUAUAUACUGUGAAAUAAUUUCAUUGAUUACUCACAACUCACUCUGAAUUUUAUUGAUCAAUACGUUAAUUUCUUCGUUAGACUAUUCUAUUUUGUAGUCCAAUGGGUCAGCUGUGUGAAUUUUAGAAUCGUAUUUUAAUGCUUGAUUCUUGUAGAUAGCUAAGAAUCUUAAGGUCUAACCCAGCACCAAAAUUUUACAUUCAACACAAGUCGAUACAUAACAUUAUCUACCAUUUUUUUGAAGGGUAAUUUGUCUGUUAAUAGUGCCAUGAAAGCGUAGAUUCCGGACGGGUCUUAAUGAUUUUUGCUAGUCCAUAAGAAACAAUAAUUAAAAUAAAAUUCUGUGCCAAGAGCAACUGAUCCAAUCGUAGUUGAAAGUAGUUUAAAAAGACGGAGCAAAUACCUAAGUUGUACUUUGUAAUUUCUAUUAUCUUCCUCUACUUAUUGAGUUUGUAAAAAAGUAAAGAAGUCAACGUUAUUUUUGUACCGGUCGUCCUGUACUGUCUGAAGUAACUAUUAAUUUAAACUGUAUAUUUACAGUGUAUUUAGUUCUGUGUGCAUCGUCUGCUGUUGCUUAGCUCCGCUCAACAUAUCUCUAGAGUUAAUUCUCGAUUGUUUUCCUCCUUGCCUUUCCUUCGGCCAUCCAAUUGUCAGGGGCAUUUCAAUGAACUAGUCAAUAUCUCGAUCUUUGCUUACUUUCUAAUCUAGUAUGGAAGCUCUGUUACUGAAUCGAAGUAAGUCUCAGGCCUUGUUGAAUUGCUUUAAGUUGCUACUGAUAAUGUGGCUGAAUGUCUGUACUUAAAAUCUCUAGGCGUAGUCUUCAAAGUUUUUUCUUCUUAAGAUUAAUGGUAUAAAAUUGAAGGUUGUUUUUUUUUUUUCUUUUGUUUUCAUUUUGGAUUGUAAUGUUCCUCAUUUGAGCUUUGAACAAAUUCGAGUAAAGUUAUUUCCCAAAAUUGUUGUAAUUUUAUGUUUCAAAGCUCUGCAGGUUUGAAUAUUCUUUUUUUAUCAUAUUUUUUUUUUCUAUCUGUACAGAGACCCUGGGAUUGUACCUCCUUUUUUUGAGGAGUGGUUAAUUUUAUUUUAAUUGUGGUAAUAAUUAACUUCCUCAAUUGUCGAACCCAAGCUCUCGUGUAUUUCACUCUACUGCGAACAUACCUACUUAUCUAUUUAUUCAAAGACUUAGCAAUUUGUGAAGUCUUGUUUCAUUUUAAAGGAUAAAUCAGCCUCUCUUUGGUUAAUUGCUUCAUUUGUUAAUUUUGUGCCACUAAUAGUUCUUAACUUACAAUGGUUUUUAUUUAAUGAUGAUUUUAGCCAUCCCACCGCUGAUUUCUGCCAUACGCCUAUCUUGUAUGUUUCUUAAAUUUUCCUGUUACAAUUUCAGCUUUGCUAAAUCUUAAGUAAUUAUCACUCAACACAACACUUUUCAGCGAAAGUGUUUGCCUCACUUUUGAUCAUGAAAUUCAAUGCAUCAAAAUCAUAUCAUGCAUUAAAUACAGUCUGUUGAAGUUACCCAAUGUCAGCUGGCUCGGUCACCCAUCAAACUUCUAGACAUCCGUCGCUAAAAUUUACUUUUCUUAUUUUUACUUCAACUAGUCUGUGAUUUGUUUCAAGGGUUUUUUUUUUUUUAAUUUUUUCCAUCUCUGUGCAGUUAGGUUCUUCUUUCAUGUUGUGAUAUUAUUUUAUACUUUACGUUACAGGAAUCACUGUGGUAAAACUUGCUAAUAUUAUUUGUAUUCUUAAGGAUCCUGUUGAUUCGCUAAAAUAACAGCUCUAUUUUUUUUUUAUUUUACUCUUUUUCUUUGUUAUUUUCCAAUUAUCCAUCUUCCUUGUAGUAGAAGCCUUACUUUCCUUUUUCUUUCUGUCUAAUUAAAGUGAUCAGCCAAAAGAAAUUUAAAGUACCAAAAUGGUGGAUGACAAUUCAAUUCAGAUUCAAUGGUUUUCAUUCAUUAGUCCUGUAUUCAUCGUACGAUUAUUUUCCUUCAAACCCCACUCAAAAGUCCUUUUUUGAACAACUAGUUGAGUCAUUUUGACAGCUAACGGUUGUUCCGUUAACGUUAGAAAAAAAAGUAUUUUAGCUUUGAUUUUUUUUAAAAAUGUUUUUAUUUUUUUUUCGUAGUGUUUGCUGAAAGUUGCUCAGACGAAUCUGGAUUUACUGAAGUCUUUUCUUAUCAACUGAUCGUUCAACUCUAAAAUCUGGAGGCAGAAUAUUUCAAAUGUGAUUCUAAUUAUUUUCGAUGCUCCCCUUUCAAAAGAUUAUUAGGAUGAGAAACUUCCUUCGGUGAAUGCAACUGUAGGAUAGUAACGGAAUUGAGGUUUGAAAUAAAAUAUCGAACAGCUAUUGUACAAAAUCCUGCAUAACAAUCGUACAUACAGUUUGAAAUUGUACCAUCUUUCUCCUUCUCACUGAGCGCAUUUUUAGAUGCAAGCAUGUUUUUACUUGAUGUAAAUGUCGAAAUCAUAGGCAAGUUGCCAGCAAUAUUGUUGCAAUAUCUUGACAAUAUAUCACUACCAGUCCCAGAGAAUGGAUUACGUAUUAAAAUAAAUUGCACAUAGACAAGGGCCUGAAUUUUGUUGACAGGUUUACGGUGUGCGGUUGGUCGCAAGUUGGAGUAAGAAUGUUGACUUGGUCAUUUGAUCGCUGAUUAAUAGUUUGCAUCGCUAAAAAAUUCAGGGUAGUUCAUGCUAUGAAAAAGCUCAACUUGAGUACAGCGUGACUUUAAAAUAUAAUUUUUCCAACAUGAAGUUAAAUCUAAAAGUUAGGUUUCGCAACUUGCGGUUGACCGCAGCCAACAAAAUUAGGGCCAAGUGCCGCAUCAUAAUCUAAAGCCUGCCAAGAAUUAUAUGUAGAAGACGAACAGAGCAUUGUUUUCUUUCUCCUUUUGUAUUAACCAUCAGCAUAAAAUUUGGGAACUAAUGUGUCGAAAAUUUAGAGCUUUUCCCUCGAAUGUGACUGAAACGUUAUCUGACGAAGCAAUUCUCUUUUUCCAUCCUUUUUGAAUGAUGAACUUUUUUAGCUAGAUUAUAGUUUGAAAGCAGCCUAAAACAAGGUUUUGCUCAUUUAUGUUGUAUUUUUCAAGGGAAGCAAUAAGAGACCUGCUGUAUACAUGAAAGCGUGCCCUUGAGAUAAUCAAAAUAUCUUCCUCUUGUCCACAUGUCAGAUUACCAUACUCUCAUUUUCUUUCUCGGGUGAUGUUUUAUUUUAGUUACCUACUUCAUUAUCUGGAUCAGCCAACUUCGCAAAUAUCUAAUGCCAAGCUUCUCUGUUCAGUCCCCAUCACUGACUUUAAUGAUUUUAGCAUAACUUUGCAAAAAUCCUUCACUAGUGAUUCUUAGCAAAUCAACUGUGAAAUUGUAGGAAUGCGUAUCUCUUUUGCGGUGUUUCAAAAUCUCCGCUUUCGAUUUAAUUUAUCUAAGGAAAACAAACUAACGCUGUAGCUUGAAACUUUAACAGAAUAUUCUUCGCAUUGAAACAAAAAAUAAGCGAAGUUUUCCAGAAAUGACACUGAAUAUUUUUCUUUUUAAUAAAGAAAGUAAGAUAGGAAGUUUGCAAUGUCGCAAACUGAAAUCCUCGUUCCUCCAGUUUCACCAUUGGAAUGGAGGUGAGUCAAUCAAUUGCACCAUUUUCAAUAUCUAUCUUUCAAUGCAAUACAAAACUAAGCCUUUCUUGUUAUCACAGUAGGGCACCUACCUUCCUAAUCUCAUGGUCUGAUAUAGGUAUUUGAAUCAUCUAUUACAAUUAUGCUUUGAAGAAAAUUGCACUCCUAGAGUGAAAAAUGUGGAUGCUAAAAUAAUUUUCUUUCUCUGUCAUUUUGCGGUAGGAUUACAUUCCUCUUGACGUACCUCAAGUUUUGUGCCAUGCACUUUUUAUACUGUGUAGUUUCUUUAAGAGAAACCAAGCGCUUUCUUUUGAAUAACGUGAAUCUUCCUUAGAAGAUACCUUUCUGUGGAUGAAAUAAGUCAAUAUUGCUUAGUUUAGGUUUUUCUAAAAUUGAUAAGUUGUAUAAAUUGCAGAAUUGUGUCUUUGGUUAAUACUGACCUCGCUGAGAGUAAUAUUAUUUGUCAAAGCAAAAUAUUUCCACAUAGUGUCUUUAAAAAAUUGCAGUGGAUCACAUCAUCCACUGUAUUUUAAAAAAAAUGUCCGUGUUACCUAGUUUUCAACAAAAAUUUUGCUUCAAUCUACUAUUAUCACUCUAAGCUAAUACCCAAGUAACCACCAACAAAACUCAAUUUUGUGAUUUGUGCAAUUAACUCAUGACUAACUAGAGUUGAGCAAAACACUUAGGUUUAUCCCUACGUUGCGCUGUUUCAUAAUCUCAUCUCCUAUUAUAAUUUUUUGGAAGGUAACAAAACAAUAUUUUCGCUUAAAAUUUGUGAAAAUAUCCCUCAUGGCAAGGUAAGCUGCAAAAAUUUUCAAGUGUGAAAUGGCUGGUUUCCUUUCAAAAAAUCAAAAUAGAAGAUAAGAUUUUGAAACAGCGCAAUUUAAAUGUGACUGUUUUGAUUUAUCUCUAUCCAGCUGUCAGUCUGAGAUAAUGUAUUUCUGGUUUUUCUGCAGAGGAUCCAAAUACAUUGUGGUGCCAUUUUAUGCGUAAAUCAAACGUCUGAAAUCAUGUCUACAUCCUUGUUAUGCCUUUUAAAGUUCAUUAAAACAAAGUUUAAUCAAACUAAUUAAGUACCACUGAAAUUACUAACUCAAAAAAUUGUCUCAAAGAAUUUCAAGGAGCGAAUAGACAAUUUAAGCAAAUAUCCUGUUUCUCCUCUUUUUUUUGUUCUUUUGUCAACAAUGAUAUUCUUACCUAUUUGCCUCUGCAAUUUAAGUAUCGUCCUGUCUGAAUAUCUGCGCGUUUUUAUUUCCUGCCAAAAGUUAUUUUGUCCAAGAAAAAAAAUCUCUCGUUUAACGAUCAGACAACACCUUAGUCCGUGUUGGUUAAAGCUCGUAGCAUAUUCCUAUUUUCAGAUCUUUUCUCCCUUUCUUUAAAGUUUUGAGUCUGUUCAGUUUUCAAUUUAGAACCUCAUCACCAGAAGCAGCUGUUUUACUAGUUUAUUAAUUGUACAGUAUUAUUGUUUAAUUAUUUUUAAUAAAUAGAUAAUUGUUUAAA